GUUGCUUAAAGUCCGGCUGGGUUAUUGAAUACACAAAGUUUCCGUAGUUUUUUUUAGUGAACUUUUCCGGGGAUUUUCUAACAAAAUCAAGACAUUUCCCAUCGCACUAGCAAUGUCAAACGCUGCACCUGUUGAUGUGCAAUGGAAGCAUCCGGAUGAAUUGAUGAAAAUCCUCCGUUUGAAGCAGAAACAGAAAGCUCUGCAAGCACGCCUCAAGAAGCAAGAAGUUGACCAGCAGCAAAUUCAAUCACAGGAUUUGCGUGCCCAGGACAAGAGGAAGAAUCCCUUUGUUGUAUCCACUCAAAAUCUCGCUAAAAAGUCAAAGAAUGAAGUUCUCGGGACGGAUGAUACAUUGUUCCAGCUCCUACAGAAUUCCACCACCACAUCCCGUGCUCCGGAUGUAAAUUUAGAGGCACCAAUUGAGAGGAAUCAUCCUCUGGCCAAUGUCUUCCUCAGGUGUGAGCAGGAUGUGGAGGAGACGCAGGAGAAAUUCUACAAUUUCCUCCCAAUUGAUUGGAGUAUAAAGUCCCGAUUGCGUCUCCUCACGCCCCAACCAAUUGUGGCGGGGAAUCUCAAGACGAGCCAGGAAGCCAGUGGUCUGACGUCAUUUAUUCGUGGUAUUGACCCAUCAACCACAUCAACGGGAUUAGAUAUCUCUCCUGGAGCUCUAUUUCAUCAAUCUACGCUCUAUUGGCAACAUCCGCACUUGCCAUGGCUCACCCUGUACCCCCGGACAGCACGCCAGGAAGCUACAUGCCAUCCCCUUGGGAGUGCGGAGAUUGACGCCCUUUCCCGACAGUGGACUGAAAGCUUCCGAUCACUUUUUCAACUUCUACGAGCUCGACAAUGCCCGUACUUUUACGUUUGUGCCAAUUCCUUCACAGUACUCUUUCGAGCUGCUGGAAUUGGGGGUUGUCCGGAGAUUCAUGCUAUUCUGGCUCCUUCUUCGCGUGGCAUGAGGGCUGCCCUGCGUCAGGAGGACAUUGAAUUCCGACAACCACUGAAGAGUAAAGCCAAUGAGACGCCGGAAAAGGCAGCCAAUGCCGAGACUUCGGUCACUGAAGGAUUUGACGAGUCCUGCCAGGCGAUUAAGGAGGAGGAGGAAGCCUCUGAUGAUGAUAUGGAAGAGGAGGAAUGGCUUGAAAGUUUAGGCGUUGAUGCCAGUGAGAUAAAGAAGAUAAGUUUGCGUAGCGCUCAGCGGCAGCAGAAAAAGGAGUGCGAGAGUGAUUUUGGGGAUCAUUCGGCGCUUUUCAUUGAGGGAGCUGAGUGUGCAGCUCUCUUCAAUUACCUGCUAAAUUCGAAGAGUAUCGUGACAAAUGUGGGACGUUUAGCGGGAAUCCCGCCAACACUCUUCUCUCCAGUUGCCUUUCUCUGGGCUACUUUGAGGAAUUUGCAGGUACGCACCAGUAAGGUCCGCUUGGAGGAAACAAACUAUCACAGCGUGGAACUGAAGGGGGUCCUCCUGCCACAUGUUCUUCCCUACCUCAGCAACUUCCUCCACAAUGCAACCACCGACAAUUUUAGCGCCACAAUGGGCAACAACCUCAACACAUUGGCCUUUACCAAAGUCUCUCAAGCCCUUAUAGAUGAUAUUCUCGAGGAUAAGGACAAAAAGCAACUUUCUGAUCAAGUUUUUGGCAGGGAGAAUCUCUCAGACAGUGGCCUCUCUGCCAGCAUACUCGAGGCCAUGUGCCGUGUUGACAGAGAUGCCGUUAAAGCCAUGGAAAGGAUGAGUUUCAAUCGAGAGAGCUCCUCUUUUACCAUUUCCUGACUUUCAAUAAAACACUUCAUCCUCUGACUCAAUUGUAAUUUAAUAGAAAAUUCAUUAAAAGCAAAAGGAAAGUACCUUGA
Molecule: messenger RNA, 1851 nt
Organism: Lutzomyia longipalpis
Lineage: Eukaryota; Metazoa; Arthropoda; Insecta; Diptera; Psychodidae
Gene: hd
Product: protein downstream neighbor of son homolog
Exons: 4
Coding region: 113-1771 (552 amino acids)
Biological process (GO): nuclear DNA replication
Cellular component (GO): nucleus
Source: RefSeq, a predicted model, not a curated record